Silurus meridionalis is the source of this 5328-nucleotide messenger RNA. RefSeq names its product solute carrier family 4 member 11 (gene slc4a11). Gene Ontology annotation, cellular component: plasma membrane; basolateral plasma membrane. The coding region runs from base 129 to 2849 and encodes 906 amino acids. Gene Ontology annotation, molecular function: solute:inorganic anion antiporter activity. The record is from RefSeq and is a predicted model, not a curated record. NCBI's taxonomy places the organism in Eukaryota, Metazoa, Chordata, Actinopteri, Siluriformes, Siluridae. Gene Ontology annotation, biological process: monoatomic anion transport; monoatomic ion homeostasis; transmembrane transport. The transcript is spliced from 22 exons.
GACUGUGGGCUGUGAAAUGUUUGUCUAGAGGAUGUUUAUAGAGAAGGUAAAAAAUAUUUUCAUUAGAACUUUUCCUUUGCAGGAUAAAGAAAAAAAAAGUGAGAAAACUUCAAAAAAAGGAAGUGCUGAUGAAAACUGAUAGGGACGGAAGAGACAUGAGGGGGGUGACCGUUAACAGAUUCGUUGAAGAGGCGCCUUCCUCGGUCAUGGCCAAGAAUGGAUACUUCUAUCAGGAAAUGGAGCAGAGGGAGCGAGAUGAGCAGGAGGAAGGGAGCGAGGAUCGAGAGGAGGGUCAGGACUCUCCUAUCCCAUCAGGAGAUGACAUUCAUCUCUACGGCAACCAGACACACCAAGGAGGGACAGAUUCUGACGUCCAUGGCUCUGUCUUGCUCAAUACAUCUCGUAGAUAUGUAAAGCUGAUGAACUUUGAGGAGGAGGUGAGGGCUCACAGGGAUCUGGAUGGCUUUUUGGAGAGAGCGAGUAUUCUGCUGCACGAAGACGAGGCGUCGCUGGACGACGUGCUGAAGACGAUGCUUCGGCACGUUUCGCAAGACCCGCACACGGCUGAGCCGGGCUGCAACUUCGAGGAGAUCAUGAGCUCACUCUUUACCGACGCAGGCUCACAGGAAGUAAAUGACAGGUCUCCCAAUUUCCUUUUCUAUGAUAAGGCCUCUGCCCUAGGCACCUGUCCCAGUUCAGACCCCUCUCCUUGUUUAACCCCAACCUUUCCCCACCGUACAGUGCACCUGCUGUCUGAAACCCUGCAGUGUGUGACAGCUACCGCCACAGGCAUCCAGUACCAGCAAUCUUGGCUCUGCAUCCUCUGCAACGUGAAGAACUUACAAAGGCGGCAUGUGUGUAUUUCUCGGUUGGACCGGCCUCAGAACUGGGGGGAGAACUGUGCAGAGGUCCGCUACGUCAUCCUUAUACUUGCACCUCUUAAGAUGAAAAGCACUAAGACAGCAAUGGAGCUAGGCCGGACGUUUGCAAGCAUGUUCUCAGACAUCUCAUUCAGGCAGAAGCUGCUGGAGAGUAAGACUCCAGAGGAGUUUAAAGAGGCACUGGUCAUUCAGAGGUUCCACCUGACUGCUGCCAAGUGCAAAACUACCACUGUAGAGGAGGAGGAGACUGACCCACACAGCCACAAACCACUAAAGUCUGCAGUCUCUGCUCACCUUGUGUCUCUCUCUCUGCUGUGCAGGGGGCUCUGUUGUAGAGAUUUUUUCAGAGUGGGCAGAGGCAUCUAUGAGGAUCUGUGUCGCCGCUUGCCCUUCUAUAUAUCGGAUUUUACUGAUGGCAUAGUGGGCAACAAUAAAGCACUAUUGAAGUAUAUGACGACGUCCAUUUUCCUCUACAUCGCCGUUCUGCUUCCUGCCAUUGCAUUUGGCUCACUCAAUGAUGAAAGCACAAGAGGAGAAAUAGAUGUUCAAAAGACUAUCAUUGGGCAAAGUAUAGGUGGAAUCAUCUAUUCACUCUUUGCUGGUUCUCCUCUGGUUAUUCCCCUAACUACUGCACCUAUCUCCAUCUUCAUCAGUGUAAUCAGAGAUAUCUGUGAUGAUUAUGAACUGGAGUUCAAUGCGUUCUAUGCCUGCAUUGGUCUAUGGAACAGCCUGUUCCUCAUCAUUGGAGGGGUCUUCAACCUCAGUCUACUCGUUAAGCUCUUCAAGAGGUCCAUAGAGGAGGUGAUUGCUUUGUUCAUUUCAGUUGCUUUCGUAGCAGAUGCUGUCAAAGGCACUGUCAAGAUCUUCCAUAAAUAUUACCAUCCACCUACAUUGGCCAAUGGCAGCAUGGAAGAGCUGCAUCGAAUAAGUGGAGGGUUGAAUGUAGGGGAGGUGAACGUGACAGGGGCAGGGUUACUGUCACUCCCAGAAUCUUUUAUUCUCUGCACACGGGCACGGCCGCUGCUUUGCCUCCUUCUUAUGCUUGGAACAUUGUGGGUUGGUUACACACUCUACCAGUUUAAAAGAAGUCCCUUCCUGCAUGCAAAAAUGAGGGAGAUUCUGUCAGACUGUGCUCUGCCCAUCUCUGUGCUCAUUUUCUCCUACGUUGGCUCCUACAUCUUCAGCGACAUUGGCUUGCCCGUGUUUGACUAUCAUGAGGGUUCAUUGUUCCGAGUGGCUGCUGUGGAGAAGCUAUCAGGAGUCAGUGUGGUAUGUGCCAUGGGGCUAGGCUUCCUUCUUGCUCUUCUCAUCUUUAUUGACCAGAACAUCGUGGUGUCCCUGACCAAUGCUCCAGAGAACAGGUUACUGAAAGGCACAGCCUAUCACUGGGACCUGACAUUGUCUGGCCUGAUUAAUAUUUUGAUGUCGUUGCUCGGUCUGCCUUGGAUGCACGCUGCUUUUCCUCACUCCACGUUGCAUGUGCGCCAGUUGGCCAUUGUGGAGGAGCGGGUAGAAGGAGGACACCUUUAUGAGACUAUUGUAAGUGUGAAGGAGACCAGGGUAACAUCACUACUGGCAAAUAUUCUGAUUGGUGUGAGUUUGUUCCUGCUGCCUGUUCCACUGCAGUGGAUUCCCAAACCAGUUCUCUACGGCCUCUUUCUCUACAUUGCCCUCACAUCUAUUGAUGGAAACCAGAUGUGUGACCGCAUGGCACUGCUACUCAAAGAACAGACAUCCUACCCCCCAACUCACUACAUCCGGAAGGUACCACAGAGGAAAAUCCAUUAUUUCACUUUCCUUCAGAUGGUGCAGCUGCUGUUCCUCUGUACAUUUGGAAUGUACCCGCUCCCGUACAUGAAAAUGAUCUUUCCUCUGCUAAUGUUUAUCCUCAUACCUAUCAGGAAUUGUCUGCUGCCCAGGAUCAUUGAGGCCAAAUACCUGGACAUCAUGGACGCACAGCACAUGUAAACGUGCACCUCCAAAAAAAAAAAAAAAAAAAAAAAAAAAAAAAAACGAACUGUGGGAAUUGUAUUUUUAAAAUGCAAAACUCUGGGAGGAAAAACAGACUGAUUCUAGUGUUGUACAGCAGACGUUCUGGUAAAGCACUGUAACAGAAAGUGAGAGAGAGAGAGAGAGAGAGAGAGAGAGAGAGAAUAUAUAAAGUUUGAAAGGCUGACUAUAGUCUUGUCUGUUUGAUCUUAGUCAGUCACUGCUUCUCACUGUUUUCUCAUACCAAAGCUUUUCUCUUUGGUUAAUUCUAAUGUACCUCUGUCUCAUUAUGUGGAUCACUCACUUAUGCGGAAAUACGCAUAGUCGCAUACAGAGGCAGUUAAUUAUUAUUACUGUACAGGAAGAGACUGGUGACUGCUAGAAGCUCUUCUCAUAGCGUUACUGAUACCAUUCAAAAGGUCACCGUACAAGUGGAGUGGACCUAUCUGUAGCAAUACCUCUUUGAUGUUGACAAUUCACACAUACAAAAACGAACCUGGUGACCCUUCAUUAUUUCACUUCGCUUCAGGCGAGGGGUCUCUCUGUCAGCUCAUACCAUGACGUGAAAUCGUACUGUUGCUCAUCCACACUUCCGCGUGUCGUGGUGCAUAUCAUUGUUAACGUGUGGUGCAUAAUAUCAAGAACAAGUCGAAACAGACCAAAAGAUUAACACGCACCCUGCUUGUUACUGUGUCUCAUAGCAAUACAGUGAAAUAGAAUUUUAAUAUUUUAGAUAUUUCUAUGAGAAAGAUUAUUUACCGGGGUCGAUAUAUUUCCAGGAUACAUGGUGACAUGUGUUCAGAAUGUAACAUUAGUGCUGAUGUUUCAGGGAUUGGGGAACGGGUCCAGACAACGAGAGCUAGAUCUCACGUACACACUGCAGAACAAACUCUUAUCACAAGCUUUUGCAUACGACAGAACGUCACCACUGUUUGUCCUCAGAAUGCACAGAAACUUGUGCUUGCACACACACACACACACACACACACACACACACACACACACACCUAAAGAUAAAUGCGAAUAGGCAUGUGCUUAUUAAACGAAAAACUAGCAUGCUUGCUCACGCACACUUCCCCCUACUUUACAACAAAUAUAAAUAUAUAUAUGAAAAUAAAUUAAGCAUGGCUUUUAUAAGAUGCCAAAAUCUUUUUUUACAAUUAUAGAUGGAAUUUCGUGUACAAUAGAAUAAAAUUCUCGGUGGAAUGCUAGUUUUGUAUAUUACACCCAUGCACUCAGCCUUUUUGAAAUGUAAUGUCUAUGCUGGACACCGGAACAGCUUUUCAUAGAAAACUACAAUGAUCUCUUUUGAUUUGUUACAGCAAUAUAAGCAUUAAAAAGAAAAAAAAAAGAAAAAAAUGCUCAAAAUCUUACAAAUAUUCAAUCACUGACUUUUUUCUCUAGCAAGAUCUAAGUAAUAAACACCAAGAUUUUGUAACACUGCACCUGUUUUCAGUUCAGACAUGUUGAAUUUAAGUUCCCAAAUAAAUCUUUCAUUGUUUCUAAUACUGAGAGAGACAGCUAGACGGACAGGAGACAGAGAGAGAGAGAGAGAGUAUGGAUUAUAGUAUGGAUAGGAUAGUUUUGAAUUGGACAGGACAGGGGACAGCACUCCGCCCCACAGCAAGGUGGUUCUUCAGCACUGAGAAUAAAAAAAAAGACAUGAAGAAAAAAACAAAACAGAAGGAAGAGAAUGUUGUGAAUAGUGGACAUGUAGAUAUACAUUUGAUUCUGUAGAAACAGAAGUGCUAGGUUUGGCAUAUGACUAAAGAAAGAACAGGAAUGUGGUGUGGUUCACACAGGAAGGAAAUUGUACUAGUGUGAGAAUCAUACGAUUCAAUACGAGUGCAUGAAAGGGUGAUAUCCAAAUGUGUUUUGUUGAUGUUUUAGCCACUAGUUAGUUUUUUUUUUUUUUUUGUAAAAUCCUCAUACCAAUCCUUACUGAAAAUGAUUUCCCAACUCUCUCUCUCUCUCUCUCUCUCUCUCUUUAUCUCCUCUGAAACUGUGACAGUAUCAUCGUAGUCCUAAAAAAAACCUCUGGUGUUAAAAAAAUAAAACCCCACCCUUGUCUCUUCACACCAUUGGACUUAUCUCUAAGUAUUUGACUGUAAUAUUGAAGUAUUCGACCUUAUUUUGUUAUCUUAUUAACUGGAUUGGAUAUGUUGACAAUUUAUGUUCUGUGCUGGCUCAAUAUUGUUUCAGAAAAUAAGCUUUUCUUCUUCCAAUAAUGAAUGUAUAAUGUGUAGAUUUUUAUAUAACGCGUACAAAAUCCAUUGUCAAAAUAAUUUUGUCAAACAGAUAAGCUAAAUUUGUAAACUGCAAUAUGUAAAAAAAAGAAAAAAAAAAGAAAAAAGAUAUAAAUGUUUAUCAGAAGGACUGUGUGAUUUUAAGAAAGGUAAUGUUAUACACUGAAAACUAGAUCAUUUCAAGCUGGUUGCCAAAUAAAGAGUUAUAUUGA